Molecule: messenger RNA, 1221 nt
Organism: Heterobilharzia americana
Lineage: Eukaryota; Metazoa; Platyhelminthes; Trematoda; Strigeidida; Schistosomatidae
Source: the annotation of a GenBank genome assembly
AUGUUUACGAUACGUUUGUGUUGGAUGCUAAGUAUCUUCCUAAUCUCACUUGUGGAAUGUCAGUUAAUCAAACACGGUGAAGGUCUUGAAUCUUUGGAUGACAAGAGAAUUGACACAGUUAGUGUUCAAUCUGAUACUCACUCAGCACACCAACUUGCUGAGGAAUUGUCAAGUACUCAAACCUAUCCAUCGUCAAACGAAGAAACCAAACAGUACACACGGCAGUUACCCAAUGAUGGCGCAGCUGUAAAACAAAAUGAUGGGUUUGUUCACAGCAGCUUGAAUCCGUCAGACCAUGGGAUUCCUGAAAACAGCGAAAGGCUGACGACCAAUGACGCUGUGAAUUGGGUGGCAAAGCAUGGACGCAAUCCUCGUGAUAAUUUCCCCAGAGAUCAUGAUACCAACAUUUACCGUGAUGGCGGUGAUGAACAGCUGUCCAGCAGUGCUAAGCAGAUACCACCGGCAAGUAUCCCACAUGAAUAUCAACUGGAUGACGUUUUCUCUUUGCCUUCACGUGAGGAUCCUAUGUAUAAUCGUGUUGACUUUGUUUCUUUGGUCGUUAUCGUGCCCCCUGGUGUUAAGCAUUGUUACUUCUACAAUCCAAUUGCUAACUUUGAGGUUGAUUAUCAAGUUGUCAAAGGAGGUCAUUUAGAUAUCGGGAUAUUUGUUCGGGAUCCAGAAGGAGAACCAAUCGCAAUCCGUCCCCCAUUGUCGGACUCACAAGUUUCAAUAUCUGUUCCGAAGUACUUCCGUCUAUUGCCUUAUGCGAUUUGUUUGGACAACAGAAAAGCUAGCUAUGCCUAUAAAUAUGUAUAUUUCUCUGUUGACGUAAAUAUAAACUGGGACAAUCCAAAUGAACUAGAACGACAAGCCAUAGAAACAUUGAGAAACAAUGCCCUUCUCAAUUCACAGGUUCAAGCAGCAAGUGCUGAACAUGCAGAAAAUAUCGAAAAGCUGAUGGCACAGUUGGAUGUAAUAUUUGGUCGCUUACGACGCAUCGAACAUAUGCAACAGCGUUCUAGUAAUUUCGACUCCACAGAUAAGUCCCUGAUGGAAGGAAAUUUAGAGCGUAUAACAACAGGUUCUUUAUUUCAAGUUAUCCUUAUGGUUGCCGUGGCAGCUAUCCAAGUUGGACUCAUUCGUUCAUUAUUUGAUCAACAAAGCUACUUCUACAAAAUUUGGUUUGGAAGUAGGCCUCAGAACUUGAACGCUCGUUGUUAA